Molecule: messenger RNA, 2025 nt
Organism: Anguilla rostrata (American eel)
Lineage: Eukaryota; Metazoa; Chordata; Actinopteri; Anguilliformes; Anguillidae
Gene: gata4
Product: GATA binding protein 4
Exons: 6
Coding region: 317-1480 (387 amino acids)
Biological process (GO): negative regulation of transcription by RNA polymerase II; cell fate commitment; positive regulation of transcription by RNA polymerase II
Cellular component (GO): nucleus
Molecular function (GO): zinc ion binding; DNA-binding transcription factor activity, RNA polymerase II-specific; RNA polymerase II cis-regulatory region sequence-specific DNA binding
Source: RefSeq, a predicted model, not a curated record
AGAGAGAGCACGCGCAUAGAACAGCACAGCGCAAAAACUAGACAGCUGGGAUUUGACAACCGCUUAGUUCUUGCAGACCCCUCGUCCCUAUGAUGUCUGAUUCGUUUUUUUUGUUUCUGUUGUUCAGUUGCAAACUGAGUUUUGUUUUUAACACGUUGAGAACAUAGAGCGCAGAAACGGAGAUGGCUUCUUUUCAUGGAUAACAAGGUGAAGUAGAACUGUUCCACUGGAAUACAAGUGGACCUUCACAAGAGACCCUAGAAAGUAACUUCGCAGUCGCCGAGUCGAUACGAAUGGUCACCUCUCAGACUCGGAUAUGUACCAAGGCUUAACAAUGACAGCAAAUCAUGGACCCCCGUCUUAUGAGCCGAGCUUUAUUCACAAUGCUACUGCUACCUCGCCAGUAUACGUACCAACGACUCGGGUUGCACCCAUGAUCCCAGCCUUGCCAUACCUCCAAACGCACGCAGCGUCCCAGCAGAGUAGUCCGGUGUCGAGUCACUCUGCUUGGGCCCAACCCGGCACAGAAUCGGUUCCCUCGUACAACACAGGCAACGCGCACCACUCUCCAGUAUCAUCCCGCUUCACAUUUUCAACGAGCCCCCCUCUAUCCGCCGGCGUCUCCUCUGUCCGGGAGACAGCAACUUACACCAAUCCUCUGAACAUCUCCAGCAAUGGUAGGGAACAUUACGGAACAAGAGGACUCGGCGGAUCUUAUCACAGCCCAUACCCAGCAUAUAUGGGUCCAAACAUGGGGGUCACCUGGGCCACAGCCCCCUUUGACAGCUCAGUAUUGCAUAGUCUGCAACCUGGAGGACCGACAAGCGCAACCAGGCACCCGAAUAUAGAGCUGUUUGAUGACUUUGCGGAGGGCCGUGAGUGUGUGAACUGUGGGGCCAUGUCCACACCAUUGUGGAGGCGGGAUGGGACCGGACACUACUUGUGCAAUGCCUGUGGGCUGUAUCACAAGAUGAAUGGCAUUAAUCGACCCCUCAUAAAGCCGCAAAGACGCCUGUCAGCCUCAAGGAGGGUGGGUCUGUCCUGCACCAACUGUCACACCACCACCACCACGCUGUGGCGCCGUAAUGCUGAGGGGGAGCCUGUGUGCAAUGCCUGCGGUCUAUACAUGAAACUUCAUGGGGUUCCUCGACCCCUGGCCAUGAAGAAGGAGGGCAUUCAGACCCGUAAGCGCAAGCCCAAGGCUCCCAACAAGUCAAAAUUGGGGACACCUGAAAAAGAGUGCCAUCCACCCAGCAGCACUCCUACUAAUGGCAGUAAAGCAGAUGAGCUGCGGCCAAUCAAGACUGAACCUGAGACUACUUCCCUGUACACACACCACAGUGCACAUCCACAGGUCUCAUCUGUCCCAGCCUACAUGAGUGUACAUGGAAGUGGUGCGUGUCUCAAGCUGUCCCCUGGUAGCCUCCCACCUCCUUCUAGCUCCAAGGGAGAGCCUUGGAACAGCCUGAUCCUGGCCUAGAGACGCCGCUCUAUCAUUGGCGUGCACAACAAGGGAUGAUUUAUUUACGAAUUUCAUGCUUCUGUUAUACUUAUUUACAUUACAUUUAUUUGGCAGACGCUUUUAUCCAAAGCGACAUACAAAAGUGCAAUUUGAUCUGAUGUUCUUGAUAAGAGCAUGAACUGCAGAUUCAACCUUGGUGAGAACAUGUUUACUGUGAUCUAAUAGAGGAGUGAACCAGAAUUGGUGUGUACAGCUGUUCAGAGCAUGAAUGGAGAAUAACCGACCAGCCUACACAGCGGCCUUCCAAGACUGAAGUUGUGCUCCCCUGUUGUAUUACCUUGGAUUUUCUCUCUGUGCUGCAGUUGAAACCCAUACUUGUAUAACCAUAUAAACUUUGACCCGAGGUCACACUUUCAGGCUCCAUCCUCCUAAGACUUUUUCAGUAGAGCUGUCUGCUUUGAACUGCUCACAGACAGCCCCUUGUUAGCUUAGCAAAAAAUGUCGAUUUGUCGUUAUCCAUUUGUUUCCAAAUAUCAUUUUCUUAUGAAUAGUGUCUUUCCAAA